GUGGAUUCAAUGAAACCUGACGUUGCAGUCGUACAGUUUGAGAAGUUGAAACAGCCUUUGUAGGUUAAUAUGACUCCAUCGGUUGGUCGGCUGACGGUGGUGAUUCUUGUUAUCUUCACCUGCUGCUGCCAGGCAAAGAGGAACCAGGUGUUGUACUGCUCUGCGUGUCAUGCAAUUGUGGAUGAAUUAAAUCACUCAAUCAGCCUGGUGGACCCCAAGAAAACCAUCAAUGUUGGUAGCUUUAGACUCAAGCCAGAUGGAUCCAUGAAAGACAGAAAGGUACCCCUGGCUCGCUCCGAGACUCACCUCAGUGAGCUCUUAGAUGGGGUUUGCGACCACAUGAGCGACUACGCCAUUCACACGGACCCCGACACCCAGCAAAAACAAUACCUUAGGUUUGCACCCAGGAGCAGUGGGCCCUCUGGGGACUUCCCUGACCUGAAGAAUUUCCAGUUUGAUGGACCUGAAGCUCCUAAUGCCUUGAAAUUUGCAUGUGAAAGCAUCGUAGAGGAUCUGGAGGAUGAUAUCAUUGCUCUUUUCAGUCAGCAGACAGAGGACGCACACGAGGAGUUAUGCAACAACAUUUCAGACUACUGUAAAGGCACCAGUCACACAAAUGAAGAGUUAUAGAUUGUUUUUACAUACAAAAAGUGGGAUCAACUUUUUUUUUAUUUUUAAAGUUUGUGACACACACGUAAUAAAAAUCAAGUCAACAAAUAAGUGGGAUUUAUGAUUUAUAAAGUAUUCAUAGCGCUUCAUUUUUUUCACCUUUUUUGACAGCUAUAUUGAAAAAUAAUCCUCAGAAUUCCCAAUAAUGACGGCAAAAUAGUUUUUUCUCGUGAAGUUUAAAAAGUUAAAAAUAACCAGUUUGCAUGUGCGUAAGUAUUCACAGCCUUUGCUCAAUAGUUGGUUAAUGAACCUUUGGCAGCGAGGACGGAGGAUUAAACAACAAAGAUAAAAAUGUAACAUUGUUCAGACGAAAGGUGGGCUGUGAUCCAUAUUUGGGAAAUUUAGAGAAACGGUCUCACAGUUUGUCCGCUGACCGCCAUCAGCAUAGUAACUAAUAAAGAUUAUGAUUCCUGUGAAUCUCAUCUCAUCCGCACAGUCAAAGCCGCUAUUACCAGUACCAAACGCAAAGGAGAUGGAGGAGAAACGAAUGCGGAAACAUUCUGUGAGGUUGCACUGUGGUCAUGUUAGCUGUCUGGAUCUAAAACUAACUGGUAUGGAAAUGCAAACGUCACAAUCUGGAGAGUAUCUGAAGAGAGGAGGGCACCAAAAUCCCCCUUGAGAUGUGCUUCGGGGAUGUUCAAUAAGAUUUGACUUCAUGAACUAGACGAGGGGUGUUCAAACUUUUUCUCAGCGAGGGCCACAUAGUGAACAAUGAAAGAAUGUAAAGGACCACUUUGAUAUUUUGUAAAGCAACAUGAGAAGCUAAGAAUUUAUAUAUAUUUCAAGAAAAAACUGCGUCUCAGCUUUGUGAUGUAGGUGACAAGGCAUAUUAAUAUGAACUUCACUCUUUGCUCCCCCAUUUUUGCUGUUUUUUAAAAUUCUCCAAAUAUUGCAACUUUCUUCUUGAAGAAUCGUCAUAAAUUUUCUUCUCGUAACAUUGUAGGAUUUUAUUCCCAUAAUAUUUUGACUUUAUUCCCUUUAUGACUUUUCCCCAACCUAAUUUGACAAAAAUUAGAAAAACAUUUUUUUUUGGUGUUGUUUUUCUCCUAUUACGACUUUACGAAAAAACAGCCAUGGGCCGCAAAUGGCCCCCGGGCCGCCGCACCAUGUACAAUACCUUCGCAUCUUGGAUUAGAACCUCCUGGCCUCAGCCAGAACAACGAAGAUGGGGAUGGGUCUUCCAGCAGGACAAUGAAGCAAACCUAAGGCCAAGUCAACAGAGGAGUGGCUCAAAAAGAAGUGCAUUAAGAUCCUGGAGUGGCCUAGCCAGCCUCCUGACCGUAACCCCAUUGAACUUCUAUGGAGAGAACUGAAACGUUGAGUUGCCAAUUGAUGGCCUCAAAACCUUCACAAUUUGGAGAGUAUCUGUAAAGAGUCAAGAAAUAAAAUGUUAUGUAUUAUUAGGUAAAUGAGGUAAAUGAUUGAAUUCUAACAUCAGUCCAUCAAUAUGAAGGUAAUGUAAGAUAGCAGGAUUGUAAGGCAAGCGCUUGGGACGUCGUUCACCACAGGGGGCGCCACAAAUUUUUUUAACAUUUGAUUUGAUUUCUUUUAUUAACCCAGUUAAUAAAAGGACUGCACAUGACAAUACCUAAAAAAAAAUCCCCAAAAAAUCAAUCUGAUUAUAGGAAAUUAAACAUAUAUUCAAGAAGAAGACAGGAUGAACGAAGCUAUUGGAGCUACAAACUAGUCAUGUUGCCAGGUGCAUCUCAAUCCCGCAACUCAAACAUCAAUAAAAUGCUGCAUAAAUUCGCUUGUUUGUAAAAUGUUUUGUGGUCGCUGAAAUGCUACUUGCUUUGAAUGAAAGCCUUGAUUUUUGAUUGAGAAAUAAACUAUCAGACCAAUUUAUUUGGUGUUGGUUGAUGUUUAUAUUUUGCUAACAGCCACUCAGCUGCUGGAGCAACACAACAUCUCAUUAGCAUAAGCAUAUAGUUAUUAACAUAAGUCAACGUAAACAACAAGCCCAGCACACACACACACACACACACACACACUUUCAUGUACAGUCAUGCUAGGACCCAAAGAUUCUCUUUGUGUCACUGCCUGUCUGGAAAUGUUAGCACGCUCGGCUUCCACUGGUGACAGAUCAAUGCUGACAAAAGUGCUGAGUGGAUAGAAGGUGACAGAAAAGCCUCACAGUCGUUGCCUACGUCAUUUCCUUCAAAGCAUUCGCUAAUGAGCCAGCAUUUAACUUUAACCAUGUCAUGUGUAUUAUGCAGGGUGUCCUCAAAGUCUGAACACAGAAUACUCUUGCACAAAAAAAGGUUUAUUUAAUAAUAAUAAUAAAUAAUUAAUCAGACGUUAAAACAAACAUUUAAUAAUAAAUUUAUUUAAUUUAUAUAAUACAAAUAUGUUU
This is a messenger RNA of Dunckerocampus dactyliophorus (ringed pipefish), 3022 nucleotides long. RefSeq names its product canopy FGF signaling regulator 1 (gene cnpy1). Lineage: Eukaryota; Metazoa; Chordata; Actinopteri; Syngnathiformes; Syngnathidae. The record is from RefSeq and is a predicted model, not a curated record. Gene Ontology annotation, cellular component: endoplasmic reticulum. The transcript has 6 exons. Bases 70 to 630 code for a protein of 186 amino acids.